UCAGUGCCUAGCCUAAGGGGUGCACUUCACCCAUCACCUUAGGCAUCUACCCCUCCAGAACCCCAGCCCUGGCAAGUAUCACAGGCUCAAAGUGGAAAGCCCCCCUCCUGACUCUCCACACUGCAGAGGCUCCCCCUACCACUCCCAUGCCUUGCUCUUGCCCUCUAGUCCACUGAGGGCUAUUGUACAACCCGAAAGGCCCUAUGUACUGCCCCCACAUAGAGCCUUUACCUGGCUCAUCAGUGGCCAAGGACACAGCCCACAGCUCUCAGUCAGACCCCCCCGCAUCCCCACUGAUGGCUAAAAUGCUGGUGGAGGAGCUGCUCCCUGAUUCCAAGGGCAAGUUCUCACAAGCGCACUCCUCACCCCUACAACGCCUUUAUCUGUGAAACCCCUCUGAUGACCAGGCAUACCUGAGGUGCUAACAUGAUGCUGAGCUUCUGUUUGCACGUGUUGGGCUGUGACUAAGGGGAUUGACUCCAAGUUUUCUGGGUGCCAGGGGUCACAGGGCUCAUGUGGGGAGAGAUGACAUGACACAUUUAUCCAGCAGACUUUUGCUGAGCACCCACUGAGUGUCAGCCCAGGUGCAGGGUGCUAGUGGGAGCAUCCUGCCUUGGGAGAGAAUGGCUGAGCUCCCCUGGAGCUUUGGAACUGUUAGAAUCUGCCCAACCCCUGGGGAGGGUCUACUCCAGGCUGGACAUCCCUGGGUCCCUGAUUAUGCUUUUUCCCUCAGUAUUGUAUUAUGAAAAUUUUAAAACAUAAAAUCUGGAAAAAAGUUGAACACCUAUAUACCCACUGCAGACUUUACAAUUAGUAUUUUGUUAUAUUUGCUUUACCACGAAUCUAUCUAUCCUUCCCUCUAGUCAGCAAUUAACUCAUCUUAUUUUUUUGACUGAUGUGUUCUUGAAUCAGCCAAAGCCCUCACACCCCUAGAAGGAGGCAAGCCAACUUACCUGUUGCAGCUUUGCACAUAGGGGUGUCUUCUCUCCCUCGGUUCAGGCUCAGCUUGGGGCUCUACAGUGAAUGGACUGUAGAUACCAGGGGCUUGUCCAUGGGAGCCCCAAUGCCUGGAGGCUGAGACUUGAUGGCUGUCAUCCUUCCACCCCUGAUCUCCAUCCAGGAUCGGCCAGUCACCAAGGGCUCAUACCUUGCCCUCCUGUGCACAAGGCCCCUCCUAGGUGUAUCAUCUCACCACGAACAGUGUGGGCUUUGGAGCCAGACAGAUGAAGGUUUGGGUCCAAACACACCAUGUGGCAGGAGAGUCAGCAUCUCCCUGAGCAAACCGUGACACCAAUUCCAAGUUGAUGAGGAAUCACUGAGGUGAUAUGUUAGGAUUUGCAACCCGCCAGCACCCCCAUCCUGGCCCUGGCCCUUCCACAGCAGAGCUGGUGCAGGUGGACAUUCCCUCUACCAGUAAGGAACACCCCUGGGUGCUGAGCAGGCUUCUCUGAGUCUGGUGCUCCUGAUAGCCCUGGGAGACUUCCCUGAUCCCAGGCACCAGGUGGUUACCAUAAGUCUUAACCAUGAGUCCUUGGUACCUGGUGCUCAACAUUUGGGAUGUGAGGUGGUUCAGGGAUCCAGUCAGGGGCCAGGCUUUGGGGGGUGGAGGAGGUGAGAGCCUCACACCUGGGCACUGUCUGAUAAGUCAAGGCCUGGGUGGAGGACCUUGACCUAAAGCGACCCUCCUCCUGACUAGAGCAUGGCAGGGAGCUGAACCUCCACAGCUGCCUGGCCUCAGUCCUGGGACUUUGGCUCAAGGAUGAAGAGAACCAUAAAGCCAGGCCCAGUUCUCAACCUCAUGCCUGCCACAAUGUUGCUGCUCAGCCUCCUCCUUACCCUGGUCCUCCUUGGCUCCUCCUGGGGUUGUGGCGUUCCUGCCAUCAGACCGGUGCUGAGCUUCAGCCAGAGGAUUGUCAAUGGGGAGAACGCAGUGCUGGGCUCGUGGCCCUGGCAGGUGUCCUUGCAGGACAGCAACGGCUUCCACUUCUGCGGUGGUUCCCUCAUCAGCCAGUCCUGGGUGGUCACUGCUGCCCACUGCAAUGUUGUCCCUGACUGCCACUUUGUCAUCCUGGGCAAGUACGACGUAUCAUCCAGCACUGAGCCUUUGCAGGUUCUGUCCAUCUCGCGGGCCAUCACGCACCCUUUCUGGAACCCCACCACCAUGAACAACAAUCUGAUGCUACUAAAGCUCGCCUCCCCAGCCCAGUACACAACACGCAUCUCAGCAGUUUGCCUGCCUUCCUCAAAUGAGGUGCUGCUUGAAGGCCUCACGUGCACCACUAGCUGCGGCCGCCUCAGCGGUGUGGGCAGUGUGACUCCCGCACGCCUGCAGCAGGUGGUUCUGCCCCUGGUCACCGUGAGUCGGUGCCAGCAAUACCGGGGCUCACGCGUCACCAACUCUAUGAUCUGUGCAGGGGUCGGGGCCUCCUCGUGCCAGGGUGACUCUGGAGGCCCACUUGUCUGCCAGAAGGGGGACACGUGGGUGCUCACUGGUAUUGUCUCCUGGGGCACCAAUGACUGCAACGUGCGCGCGCCUGCCACGUACACUCGGGUUAGCAAGUUCAGUACCUGGAUCAAUCAUAGCCUACAACCGAGCCCACCACAGGCCCUCUUCCCAUCUCAGUCCAAUAAAGACCCCAGGCUCUGUCCUCUUGUGUAUGCCUGUCUGUCGUCCUGGUUCAGGGAAAAGGAGAGGCUCUUGGGGGCCCCACUCCCCAAGCGGACUUUGUCUUCUGGCACGGCAGGUGUUGAGGAGUCAGCAUCCUCCUAG
This is a messenger RNA of Eubalaena glacialis (North Atlantic right whale), 2770 nucleotides long. It is a transcript of the gene CTRL, whose product is annotated as chymotrypsin like. The record is from RefSeq and is a predicted model, not a curated record. Gene Ontology annotation, molecular function: serine-type endopeptidase activity. NCBI's taxonomy places the organism in Eukaryota, Metazoa, Chordata, Mammalia, Artiodactyla, Balaenidae. Gene Ontology annotation, biological process: proteolysis.